Dendroctonus ponderosae (mountain pine beetle) is the source of this 1271-nucleotide messenger RNA. Its product is annotated as inositol oxygenase. Lineage: Eukaryota; Metazoa; Arthropoda; Insecta; Coleoptera; Curculionidae. The record is from RefSeq and is a predicted model, not a curated record. Gene Ontology annotation, cellular component: cytoplasm. Bases 266 to 1150 code for a protein of 294 amino acids. The transcript is spliced from 7 exons. Gene Ontology annotation, biological process: inositol catabolic process. Gene Ontology annotation, molecular function: iron ion binding; inositol oxygenase activity.
CGUCUUUGGCGGCAACUAACGCAAACGGUUUAAAAUAGCUCAUAGGUUGUUUCACAAUAAAACAAAGCUUUCAAGCCACAACGAACCAUUUAGGUUUGAAUGAUCUUUAAGGGUCAAUUAAGAUAUGUUUUUCGAAAUCCCGUAACGAUAAAAUUUAACCCGCGCCAAACGAAAUAAAUAAACAUGCUGCUUCAGUACUAGUUUGGUAUACGAGAACUUCGGGUGGUAUUUUUUUUGCUCAUAAAUAAUAAGGGUGCGAACCAACAUGAGGGUUCUUGGAAAUGUCUCACCGGUGUACAUCAUCGACCCUUCUGAGCUGCUCAGACCUGAGAAGAAAUUUGCGAGCAAGGAUUUGAACGCUUUUAGGGAUUAUACAAUCAAUCCUGAUGAUCCCAUACAGGAAAGAGUGAGGCAAACGUACUUGGAAAUGCACACGAAACAGACAGUCGAUUUUGUAAAAGGAAAGCAUGAAAAAUGGUGCAGCUUCAAUACCUUCAAGUCCACGAUGAAGGACGCUCUGAUCCAAUUAAACGAAUUGGUGGAUGAAAGCGAUCCAGACGUGGACAUUCCGAACAUUGUCCACGCAUUCCAGACUGCGGAACGCAUUCGGAAGGACUUUCCAAACGACGACUGGUUCCAUUUGACUGGCCUGAUUCACGAUGCUGGCAAAGUGAUGGCUUUUUACGAUGAGCCUCAAUGGUGCGUCGUGGGAGACACUUUUGUAGUUGGUGCGGAAUGGGCUCCAAGCAUUGUGUAUAGGGACUGUUCGUUUCAAAAUAAUGUGGAUGGUCAAAAUCCCAAGUACAAUUCUAAAUAUGGAAUUUACGAACCCAACUGUGGAUUGGACAAUCUUUUGAUGUCAUGGGGCCACGACGAAUAUUUAUAUCGAAUGUUGAAACACAAUAACAGUAAGCUUCCAGAAUAUGCCCAUAAAAUGAUCAGAUUCCACAGUUUCUACCCUUGGCACACCGGCGGAGACUACGAACACUUGGUAACUGGAAAAGACCAAACAGAAGUGAAAAAAUGGGUACUAGCAUUCAAUCGAUAUGAUUUAUACACGAAGAGUGCUGACAUUCCCGACGUAGAAGCUCUUUGGCCCUACUACGAGGCCCUCAUUGACAAAUACAUUCCAGGAGAAUUGGAAUGGUAGAAACUAGGCAUCAAGUUGUGUAAAAUACUAGAAGCAUUUCAAAACAAUUAUUAAAUAAGUACUUACCGCAAGGCGUCCAAUUUAAGCUGCCAAACUACAGUUCGAAUUUCUUUCAUAACUA